Molecule: messenger RNA, 1013 nt
Organism: Rhodofomes roseus
Lineage: Eukaryota; Fungi; Basidiomycota; Agaricomycetes; Polyporales; Fomitopsidaceae
Exons: 3
Coding region: 167-925 (252 amino acids)
Molecular function (GO): oxidoreductase activity, acting on the CH-OH group of donors, NAD or NADP as acceptor
Source: RefSeq, a predicted model, not a curated record
GCGGACAGGCAGGAUGCGGCGUUCCGUCGGUCUCCGGCGCGGUCGCUGUGUCAAGACCGACAAGGACACUCAAGUUGAGUCCUACCGUCGUGCGUCGUCAGGCAGUCGUUGCUUCAAGUGUCAGUAACGCAAGUCGAUUGUCAGAAAGGCGUCCGCACGAUACGAGAUGCCAUCAUCCUCCCUGACAGGCAAGGCCAUCCUAAUCACAGGAGGAGGAAGCGGUAUUGGACGCGCCACAGCCCUAAAGCUCGCAAAGCUGGGUGCUCGUCUUGCCAUCACAGACAUUGAUCUCGGCAGUGCAGCAGACACCUACCAGCUCUGCGGAGGCGAUCCGCACUACAGUGGCGUCAUGGACGUCAGCUCCAAAGACGAUGUCGAACUACGCGUCAGCGAGGUAGUAGCUACCUUCGGCCGUUUGGACCACGUCUUCAACUGCGCCGGCAUCAACCCUACAAGCUACCCUCUCACAGACACGACCGACGAGUACUGGGACCAGCUGAUCAACGUGAACUUGAAAGGGACCUACCUCGUCACGCGCGCUACGAUCCCGCACAUCACCACGCCGAGCGGGUCGUAUGUGAAUGUGUCCUCGAUCUGCGGGCUCUAUCCACAGGCCGAGCAAGCCAUUUAUUGCGCGACGAAGCACGGAGUAAUCGGAUUCAGCAAGAGUAUGGCCUUGGAGCUGGGACCAAAAGGCGUGCGAACGAAUGUCGUCGCGCCUGGAUACAUCGACACGCCGACCAAUUCGGGAGUCGUGAAGGGUGGGGAAUACGUGACACAUAUGGAGGAAGGGAACAGUCUCGGUCGGCUCGGGACGCCUGAGGAGAUCGCCGAUGUGGUGGUCUUCUUGAUGAGCGAGGAAGCGAAGUAUGUGAAUGGGAGCGUAGUGGAGAUUCACGCAGGGUUGAAGAUGCUGCAAUGCUAAAAUCGUAACGUACUGCACAGAUCACUCACAAAGUUAGAGCCUUUUUAAAUCACUGAACAUCAAUUGACACGCAUGAAUUGAUUCUGUC